AUGAUGAUGAUAUUGAUAUCCGGUGCUCUAACCUCCUUCCUCUCAACGGGAAAUCUCGAAAUUGAUGAUUCUAGAACAAGAAUUUCAACCGAUAUUGGAAAAUAUGCCUGGAUCGUCUUCCCAAAUCUGUUCGGCUCGAUUGCUUUGAUUAUUGCACUCCAUGUGUACGCAAGAGAAGUUCCACUCAACUAUGUGCUCUUGGCUGCCUUCACCGCUGUCCAGGCGCUCACUAUGGGAUGUGUCGUCACUCUCUUCGAAGCCAAGGUUGUCCUCGAAGCCGCCGUGAUCACUGGACUCGUCGUUGCCUCACUUUUUGCCUAUACCCUUCAGAAUAAGCAUGACUUCUCUGUUGGAUACGCUUGUAUGGGAUCCCUGUUGAGUGUUCUCCUCUGGGCUGGUAUCUUCCAAAUCUUCUUCAUGUCCCCGGCGGUCAACUUCGUCAUCAACGUGUUCGGUGCUGGACUGUUCUGUGUCCUCCUUGUCAUUGACUUGGAUAUGAUCAUGUACAGAUUCAGUCCAGAAGACUAUAUCUGCGCAUGUGUCGCUCUUUACUUGGAUAUUCUUAACUUGUUCAUCAGAAUCCUCCAAAUUGUUGCCGAAGCUAACAAGUAA
Molecule: messenger RNA, 612 nt
Organism: Caenorhabditis remanei
Lineage: Eukaryota; Metazoa; Nematoda; Chromadorea; Rhabditida; Rhabditidae
Exons: 4
Coding region: 1-612 (203 amino acids)
Biological process (GO): negative regulation of apoptotic process
Cellular component (GO): membrane
Source: RefSeq, a predicted model, not a curated record